Durotheca rogersii is the source of this 1866-nucleotide messenger RNA. RefSeq lists its product as uncharacterized. Bases 186 to 1553 code for a protein of 455 amino acids. Gene Ontology annotation, cellular component: nucleus. The transcript is spliced from 3 exons. Gene Ontology annotation, molecular function: RNA polymerase II cis-regulatory region sequence-specific DNA binding; DNA-binding transcription factor activity, RNA polymerase II-specific; zinc ion binding. Gene Ontology annotation, biological process: positive regulation of transcription from RNA polymerase II promoter by galactose. NCBI's taxonomy places the organism in Eukaryota, Fungi, Ascomycota, Sordariomycetes, Xylariales, Xylariaceae. The record is from RefSeq and is a predicted model, not a curated record.
GCGGCGUAGGACCUAGUAUUUAACUAAUGACGAGCUGUGUAUUGCUGGCCUCAGAAGCUUACUGUUUGAGUUGAAAUAGCUCUCGAGCCCUAGGUUUAAUAGUCGCCGCGCCUGAUUACCCAGCUCCUCGCAAAUUGAUCACAAGACCCGGAGCGUACUUUGCAUGCACCGCGUCUACCAGCAGGAUGUUCGGCUCGCUGAUCACCGACCAACAGAACGAGUUGUUAACCUUCGUGGAUACCGACCCUGCAGCGGCCCUGAGUCGUAGCCGCAGAAGCAAACCGCAUGUGUCGUGUGGCUUUUGCCGGGCUCGGAAGAUCAAGUGCAGCGGCGAGGCGACAGGUUGCGAGCGUUGCAUCGCGGCCGGCAUCGAGUGUCAGUACCCGGCUCGCGAGAGCCGCCGGAAAAAGUGUACGCAGAGUAACUACACGAGGGAUUCCACAACCAAUAGCAAUGCGGGCAGCGAGACGGCGGCAGCGAAGGAAGGGGACCGCAGACGGCCGCCGCCUGCGGAGGAUGAGUUCCGGCAACCUUCGCCAUUCCCACUAGGCAACCACGAACGGCCCCCCCUCGGCGGCGACAGAGACCUGGAUAUGCUUGACCUCAUUACCGAUCUCAACUCCGAGCAGUUCAACAUCGACCGAGGAAUUCCUCCGCCAAGCGCUGACAGCAUCAGUGGCCUCGACGUCUGGGAAUAUAACGACGCGUUUAGCGGCUCGGCGUCGCCGAUGGCUCUAUUAGGAUAUAAUAAUAAUAGCGAGGUGAUGUUUGGGAAUGCUGAUAAGGCGCUGGAGGCGAUGAUUACAAAAGCGAACGCAUCGAUGCGGGGGCAUUCGUCAUCUUCGGCAAGCCCCUAUACGAGCUCGCCGUCUGCCGUGCCUUCAGACGAUCUCAUGCGUCGAUCCAGGGCUGGGACGGUAUCGACGCAGGCUGGAUCGCAGCUGAGCGCGGCACUCGACGACCAUGGCUUCCCCCGAUUAACGCCUCCGCAGACAGUCGAUCACCUGGAGCAGCAUUCCCCCGACGGCUGUAAUUGCUUACAGCUCACGGCCCGCUUUCUGGAAAGUCUCGGCGCCAAAAGUGGCAGCACCGAUGCCGAAUCGCUGGAUGCGCUCUUAUGCUAUCUUAGGGGGGCGCUAAACAGAUUUUCUUCCUUUCUAGAGUGCAAACAGUGUUCGUCGACGAGUUCGAACAGCAUGCUCGUGGCCAUGGCAGGACGGUACAUCAGCACACUCUACGAACACCUUAUCAAGUCUUACGUUAGGAUGUUGGGGGAUUACGCGCCUCUCCCCUUUCCCGAUAGCAGUGGCGAGGGAGUGCACUUCUUGUCCUACCGCAUAGAGGACGCCUACGAGCAGAUGCAGGUGCUUCGCUGCCUCGUAUCCAUACAACUAGACCAAUUUUGGCGGCUUCUGGAAAAGCUCAAGGCUCGACCGGGGACUUUCAACGGCCAUCUAGACCUGCUAGCCGAGGCGGAGAAGAGGGUUCAGGAGGCGGGGAGCAUACUGAGGGCAGCCCUGGACAAGUGCCCGUACAUCACCAACGGUGCCUAGCAAGGAGUUUCAGUGCCGGACAAGGAUCACCCCAUCACAGUACCGGAUACAACGGCUUGCCGUUUACGGCUUUGAAUCAGGGAGGCAUGAAUACACGGCGCGGGAGAGGAACCACUUUAAUAGGACUGGAUACCCAAUAGAUAGGUGGCGGUUAACCAAUUUUGGCAGGGCCGCAAGACCCCCUUUACGCCAACCCCAUCACAAGUCUCGUAGGACUCGGCGGGCAAAGCCAAAUAAAACAGUUUACGGAGACCAUAUUAGACUUCCGCGCGGAGAACCAUGCCAGGUAGAGAGAAAACAAGAUGCUAGAAUA